AUGUAUGUGGGCUAUCUGUUGGAUAAGGACACCAACAUGUACCCCAACCCAGUCAGGCAUCCCAGCCUGAACCUCAGUCCGCAGAAUUACGUGCCUGUGCCCUCUCAGUACCCGGAUUUUGCUGGCUACCACCACGUGCCAGGGAUUAACAGCGAUCCUCAUCAUGGGCAGCCCGCGGGUGCCUGGGGUUCGCCAUACACUCCAACCAAAGAGGAUUGGCUCUCUUAUGGCGCAGGAGCCCCUUCAUCGGUUGCUAACCCGGGCCAGUUUGGAUACAGCCCUCCUGAUUUCAAUCCAAUACAGCCACCCGGCUCUGGAUUGCUGCCGCCUUCCAUGAACGGCUCCGUACCCCAGUUGUCCCCAAACGCACAAAGGCGUACCCCUUUUGAAUGGAUGAGACGCAACGUUCCCACCAGCAACAACGGUGGCAAGACCAGAACAAAGGACAAGUACCGUGUUGUGUACACAGACCAUCAGCGCUUGGAACUGGAAAAGGAGUUCCACUACAGCCGCUACAUCACCAUCCGGCGGAAAGCAGAGCUGGCAGCAACGCUUGGACUCACUGAACGACAGGUGAAAAUCUGGUUCCAGAAUAGGAGAGCUAAGGAGAGGAAGGUGAACAAGAAGAAGAUGCAGCAACAAACACAGCCCGCCAGUACGACCACACCCACCCCUCCAACAAUUGGCACACCUGGUCCAAUUGGGGGUAUCUGCAGCAGUACCACCAACCUGGUCUCCUCAUCACCAAUGACUAUCAAGGAAGAAUACAUGCCUUAA
Messenger RNA from Gekko japonicus, 777 nucleotides. It is a transcript of the gene CDX1, whose product is annotated as caudal type homeobox 1. The record is from RefSeq and is a predicted model, not a curated record. Gene Ontology annotation, biological process: cell differentiation; regulation of transcription by RNA polymerase II; animal organ morphogenesis. Bases 1 to 777 code for a protein of 258 amino acids. Gene Ontology annotation, cellular component: nucleus. NCBI's taxonomy places the organism in Eukaryota, Metazoa, Chordata, Lepidosauria, Squamata, Gekkonidae. Gene Ontology annotation, molecular function: RNA polymerase II transcription regulatory region sequence-specific DNA binding; DNA-binding transcription factor activity, RNA polymerase II-specific. The transcript is spliced from 3 exons.